AUGAAGAUCCAGUAUCGCGAUGCAACCCUCGAUCUCGAGGAUAUUGCCGAUGAGACAAUUAUCGAUUUGGCUACGAGAUGUUCCGAACACAUCGGCGUGGAUCUCGAGCGAGUCUCAUUAUUCUUCCUCCCAAGGCCAGGCAUGGUCAAGUAUCCCUUCUCCGAUCGCAAAUUGAGUGAAUUCCUCACUCCAUCUACACGGGUCAAAUUGAUUGGAGCACCUAACAGUGAGGUGAAGAAGAUGGGUGAUAUUAGCACGGCGAGCCAACGACGGGAUCGACCCAGCAGUGUCAAGACGGUCGCAGCGAACAAAUCUCGAGACUGGAAGAAGGUGCGGGAGGAAAGCAUGUAUACAUUUCACGCCAUCGAACCCCUCAGUUACCUCCCGAACCCAGAAAAGAGUCGACGGUUUCUAGAAAGACUGGCCAACGAUCCAGGAAUCAAAGCAUCGAUGCGCAAACACAAAUUCAGUGUUGGGCUGCUGACAGAGAUGAAUCCUGCGGAACACACCACUCACGAAUCGAAAACGCUCGGGCUGAACAGGAAUGCUGGCGAAGUCAUUGAGCUGCGAUUACGAACAGAUCGAUAUGACGGGUAUAGGGACUACAAAGUCAUCCGCAAGACGCUUUGCCACGAAUUGUCGCACAACGUGUGGGGAGAUCAUGAUCGCAACUUUUGGAAUCUCACCAAGGAAAUUGAACAGGAAGUGGAACGCAACGAUACGUUGCAUGGUGGACAUCGACUGUCAAAUGAAGAAUUUUACGAGCCAAGUGACACGUAUGACGAUGCCGAACACACGGAUGAGGGUGGCUGGAAAGGAGGGGACUUUGUGCUGGGUCGAUCCAAGGAUAGUCCAAGUGACGCGGGUCUGAGCCGACGUGAAAUAAUAGCACGAGCAGCGAUGAUCAGACAGCAAAAAGAACGAGAGGCGAGAGAGCAUCAGGAGCCGCCAGCGUCAUGA
Messenger RNA from Exophiala aquamarina CBS 119918, 960 nucleotides. RefSeq lists its product as uncharacterized. The record is from RefSeq and is a predicted model, not a curated record. Lineage: Eukaryota; Fungi; Ascomycota; Eurotiomycetes; Chaetothyriales; Herpotrichiellaceae. Gene Ontology annotation, molecular function: proteasome binding. Bases 1 to 960 code for a protein of 319 amino acids. The transcript has a single exon.